Messenger RNA from Gambusia affinis (western mosquitofish), 4607 nucleotides. RefSeq names its product relaxin family peptide receptor 2a (gene rxfp2a). The transcript has 20 exons. Gene Ontology annotation, biological process: G protein-coupled receptor signaling pathway. Bases 343 to 2580 code for a protein of 745 amino acids. Gene Ontology annotation, cellular component: membrane. The record is from RefSeq and is a predicted model, not a curated record. NCBI's taxonomy places the organism in Eukaryota, Metazoa, Chordata, Actinopteri, Cyprinodontiformes, Poeciliidae. Gene Ontology annotation, molecular function: G protein-coupled receptor activity; protein binding.
UGAGAUGCAGACUGCGUGUGUGGGAGAAAGAGAGAGAGGACGAGAGGACGCGUGUCUGCUCUGAGCUCCGGUUUUUACGGAUGACGGGAUGUUGCUGUCUUUACGCACAGAUUCGCUUUGUCACUGCUCGGAUUCAAUUUAUUCCCCAAGUUACUGAGCGCUAAAUGUCGGCUUCGUUGAGACGCAGCAGAAAAUUGUUGUUAUUUUUCUUAUUGGGACGGAACGGGACUUUCUGAUUCGCCCUUUAUUGUGGCUGUGUUUUAUUUUUUUCUUCUUACGGAGGAGAAUAUAUCCUUUGAAUCUGACCUGGGCGUUUCAGAAGAGAAACUUCGGAGGUGCAGCAUGGACAUACCUGUAAUCCUUUUGCUCAUCCACCUGACCCAGACUCAGAUUAAAGCCCUGGUGGCAAGCACUUCAGAGAAAGAGGCGAGAUGCCCCCUUGGCCAGUUUCCAUGUGGCAACAUGAGUCAAUGCCUCCCUCAAGCUUUGCAGUGUAACGGACACAAAGACUGUCCCAAUGGAGCAGAUGAAUGGCGCUGUGGUGAUAACAUUGGUUUGGCAGAUUUCAUCGGAGAAACCCUUCAGAACCAACCAGCAAUUUCUUCUUUUCUCAAUGAAUGCUUUUUGCAGGAGUACCCGGAAAGUUGUGACUGCAUCCAAACAGACAUCAAGUGUGUGGAGGUCAACCUGGAAGCUGUUCCCCUGGUUUCACCAAAUGUCACAUGGCUGUCACUGAGGAGCAACAAGAUCCAAAUUCUGCCCGACUUUGUUUUCUCUGAAUACUCUGCACUGGAGAGAUUAUUUCUGCAAAACAACAGCCUGCAGGUCAUAUCAAAACAUGCCUUCAGUGGACUGUACAGUCUUAAAAAGCUGUUUCUCAGCAACAACUUAAUAUCCUCCCUCAGUCCUGGUGUGUUCAAGGAUCUGAGUCAGUUAGAAUGGCUGAUGUUAGAUCAUAACCCACUUAGCAGUUUGACCCAUGAGACGUUCUUUGGACUUCGUUCGCUUGUAUUUCUAUCAAUGGUGCACACCUCCCUGCAGCAGCUUCCUCAUCCCAGCUUCUGUCAACACAUGCCUGCCCUGGACUGGCUAGAUCUCGAGGGAAACCAGAUUCAGACUCUCAACUAUUCCAUCUUAAAAACAUGCAGCAAACUUGAAGUCCUAUUACUGAUGGACAAUAGAAUCACAAGAGUCCCUGAAGACACAUUUCAGUCUCUGUGGAAGCUUGGUGAACUAAAUCUUUCUGGUAAUAGAAUCAAUGAGCUGCCAAAGAACACAUUCAAGAACCUCUCCAAGUCCCUCCUGAAACUAAAUAUAUCCUACAAUCCCCUUCUCCGCAUUCAUCCGAGUCACUUCAACCACCUGACCCAGCUUCAGUCUCUGGCUCUGGAAGGUAUCGAGAUACCAGAUAUUCAGACUAAAAUGUUUCUUCCCAUGAAGAACCUUUCACACAUCUACUUUAAGAAAUUCCAGUACUGCUCAUAUGCUCCUCAUGUGAGAUCCUGCAAGCCCAACACAGAUGGCAUCUCUUCAUUUGAGGACCUGCUGGCAAACAUGGUCCUGCGGGUUUCUGUUUGGGUCAUGGCUUUUAUUACCUGCUUUGGGAAUCUCCUAGUCAUCGGUAUGAGAUCACUGAUACGUGCAGAAAACAAUCUACAUGCUGCCUGCAUCAAAGUCCUCUGCUGUGCAGACUGCCUGAUGGGGGUGUACUUGUUUUUUGUUGGAGUGUUUGAUGUGAAGUUCCGGGGACAGUACAAUCGAAACGCCCUGCUGUGGAUGGAGAGUGUGGAGUGUCGCACCAUUGGAUUUCUAGCCAUGCUCUCCUCAGAGGUAUCUGUUCUCCUCCUGACGUACUUGACUCUGGAGAAGUUCCUGGUUAUUGUGUUCCCUUUCAGCAAUUUGCGCCCAGGAAAACUUCAGACUGGGGUGAUCCUGUCGUCUAUCUGGCUGAUGGGCUUCAUUAUUGCUGCUGUGCCACUUAUGAAUGAAGACAUCUUUGGGAACUACUAUGGACGUAACGGAGUCUGCUUUCCUCUACACUCUGACAGGCAAGAGAAACCUACAAGCAAAGGAUAUUCAACUGGGAUAUUUCUAGGUCUAAAUCUGGUGGCGUUCCUUGUGAUCGUCUUCUCCUACUCCAGCAUGUUCUAUUCCAUCUACAAAACUGGAAUCAAUGCGACUGACCUGCGGAGCAGACUGCACAGAGACGUGGCAGUGGCCAACAGAUUUUUCUUUAUAGUGUUCUCUGACGCCCUCUGCUGGAUUCCCAUAUUUUUAGUGAAGAUUCUCUCGCUGCUGGAAGUGGAGAUACCAGACACGAUUUCCAGCUGGGUUGUUAUUUUCAUUCUUCCAAUCAACAGUGCCUUGAACCCCAUCCUGUACACUCUGACAACCAGCUUCUUCAGAGAGCAGGUGGAGCUCUUGCUCUGUCGCUGGCAGAGAAGACACACCCUAAAGAAAGACCGCAAAAGCCUCACUUCCUCCACCAUCUUUGUGGAGACAGCGCGGCCACAGUGCUACCAGCCGCCUGCCUACCUCCAGCAGCUGUCGCUGGUCGAAGCGGACCCUCGCUAUGCCUGAGAGGACUUUUUUUGAAACUGUGCCAUUUUUAUAAACUACGGGUCAUAGGCCAAUUUUAUUGCCACAUUUUUAAGCUCUUACAUGACAGCAGCACUGUUUUUAACACUCCCAGGAGGAAAAAAAUGUUACUAUCACUGUGCUGAUUCAUCAUGCUCUGACAUUUUUUAAAUGUCUUGUGUUUUUUGUCGUGCACAAAGGCAGCACCUUCAGCUUAUAAUGUUAUAAUGUCUUACUCAGAGCCUCCUUAGCAUGGGCAUGAGGAGCCAAGGCUUACACCACCAAUGUUGCAUCUUGGAGGAGUUUCUGUGUUGUUUAAGCUGCAGCUUCCACCAUACUAUGAAAAGGUCUAACACGUAGAUUACAUCCGACAUUUGUGACCCCUGUUGAUAUUUCAGUGUCAUCUGAUUGAAUUUAUGGGAGAUGUGCAAAAGCAGAUAUCGCUUUUAUCUCAGUCAUGUACACUGUUAUCCAUGGAGAGACUGACCAACUGUUAAACAAUUAUCUGGGAGCUGCUGCGUUCAAUCAGAAAUAGACUAACAAAUACAGAACAAAAGGAAUUUUGCUUUUUUAAGAUGUAGCACUCAAAUGUUUUUUGACUAUAAAAUUACAAAUCAUCUUUUGCAUUAUGUAGUCAUUUACCGUGCACAAAGUUAAUGCAUGUAUGAAAAUGCCAAAAAAACUCAAAAAACAUUAGGGGUCAUUUUUGAAUCUGGGAGAUUUAGCCUUUCUAUUUUAACAAUUCUUCUGUAAUUCCUUUUCCUCUUGUCCUUGGGUUUAGAGGGCGUUUCAGCUUUACUAAAUAAAGUUGUAUAUGAAUCAAUUAGAAUACCAGAUAAGUUAGCUUCAUUAAUUCAGUUUAUAAAUUAAAACUUGUGCUUCACAUAUACUUAUUAAAGACAGACUGUAUAUUCUAUACAGUUUGUCUAUAACUUUAAUUUUUUUAAUAACUGAGGAUUACGACUUUCUGAUCAUAACUGGAAAAUCCCAAAUGCAGUUUCUUCAAAAAUGUUAAAGUUUGCAGUUAUAAAAAUUUGAAGAAUGUGAAUUUACAAAAUGUUUUAUGCACUUUAUACUUAGUUGGGGAUCCUUUUGCACAGAUUUAUGCAUCCAUGUUUGGAGUUUUAACAAAGCCAAUGGUGUUUUAAUUGCCUUCAGAUUAUCUGCACUCCUUUUAUUAAUUCUCUAUGGGGUUUGGGUCCAGGCAAUUUUAGGUACUGAAAACUAGCAAAAGUUUUUAGAACCUAAAUUUUUGUUUACUAACAAACUUAAAAAUAAAAUAAUUCCUUUGUUAGAUGGUGGAUAUAAGUUUCCUUCUUUAGAAGAUGGAUUUAAGUUUCACUUUUGAAUUGAAUUACUAAAAUUAUGCUUUUUAUUAUAUUAUUGAGAUGAAAAUAAAAAUGAAAAUACAGAAGAGAAAAGUGAAUUAGAAUUUGUUUAGAGUUGUAAGAAGUUGUGGCUCUUUUAUUUCUGUUCACCAGCCUAAUUCUAAUGCCAAAUUUUCUGUGUUUUUAACCAAUUUUACACAACAUCUGCAAAAGAUUUAUUCAUUCAUACCUCCUUUAUAUGUUAUGUGAACAACUUGAACUGGAUCAAUGUUUUUGUAUCAACCUUAAUUUUUUUGUCUUUUUUAUUGCACUUAUUAACAUCAGAAGGCCUUAAUGCAUUAUUUAGAUAGUUUCAAAUUUGCUUUAAUUUUAAUUGUUUUCAAUUUCUUCAUAUGCAUUACAUGCUUUUCAGCAGGUGCACUGACAGUGACAAUCGUAAAAUAGAAUUUUAAAUGGCACAUUAGAGGUUUGAUUAGUAAAGGAAAAUUACGCAGAUGAAUCAAAAGGAUUGUUUUUAGAAUAAAUAUAUCUCGUAAAUAUCUGCUGUGGAACCAGUAGAUAUACAUCUAAUUAAAUAAGAAGUGUCACUUGCUGUCAUGUUCAUUUGUACAUAUUUUAUUAUAAUUUGUUACAAAAGUAUGUUAUGUACCGUAUGUAAAAUGUUUUUUGAGUCAGGUUAUUGAAUUUUAUGGUCAUUGUUUG